UGGCUUGGGACAUUACACACAUGUAACUACAGGGGAAACCAGUGACUGGGCGAGUGUGUGUGUGGGCGGUUUGAAUCGUGUAGACCAAUGGUCACAGUUUUAUUAUAAUUGACGUGUAGGCCCUGCAUAUUUUAAAACUUAAUUUAAAAACAGUUUUAAUUUUAAAACAUGGACAUCUGUAAGUUGUCCAUUUCAAACAAGAUGCAAUGUUAUUAUAAAGUCGUGUCGAUUUGUGCCUUUGCUGUAAUUAUUGCACUAUGUGGCUUGGCGUCGUCUGCCGCGCCAACCCCCAUGCUAUGUACGGACAUGGUCACCGAGUGUGGGACUAGGGCUCAGAAGAAGGUGGUCAACCUGACCUUAGCACAACAAGACCUCUACGCGUGCAUCGUGUACGAGACAACGGUCAGCUGUACUGAGGAGUACCUGUGCACGUGCGUGGCCGAACUCAGCCAGCUCCAGGUCCGAGCCUUUAGUGAGCUGUUUGACCAGUACACGUCUGCCUGCAGUAAAGUUCCAGGAAGUCACAUCAGGACUAACAAAGAUUUAAAAUGUUUAAAAGAUCACAACGUGACGAGCCACGAGAACCUGGUUAAUGACGGGAUACUGGAGGAGGCGGAAGACGUGUUGACAGUUGAGAGCACGGUAGAAAAACUAAAUGCCCGGUGCCCCGGAUAUGCCUCUUGCCACUACAACUACACAAGUCAAGUUAAAAAAAUAUCCUCUAGAAAUUUGACAACACAGGAGACAUUCCAGUUGUUAUGCAGGGCGUCGAAGGAAAGCCUGGCCUGUACCGAGAAGGUGUUGUGUGCGUGUGGGCAGGGAAAUAACCCAGCCCUGAAGAUGGUCCUGCGGCAGAUACGUCACAACCACGAGUCGUCCUGUAACGAGGAUCUGAAUAUCGGCUAUUUGCGGUGCAACGGUGAUACAAAGCAAACAACCACACCCACCCCUCUCCCCACGGGUCCGCCCAGUGACCUUGAGCGGCUGUGUACCUACCCGGUGACGGCCUGCGAGGAGAGGCAGGCGAUCAGACAGGCCAUGUUCAAACCCAACCAGCUCAACCAAACGGCCUACGUCGUCUGCGAACUGACACUGGAAAGCAUGAUCUGCAUUGAGGAUUAUCUUUGUGAAUGCCCUGGUAUGAAUUCAGCCGAAUUAGUGCUGCAGUAUGAUGACGCCAUGAUUUCGUAUAGGGGCAACUGUUCCAACGUUGUUGGACAUGUUACGAAAUCUGGAAACAUUCGAUGCAAAUCAGCUUUCACAAAUGAAGCACAUUUGGAGCCAAAAGAAGAUGUCAUUUUUGGAGAAAUUGAAAGCUCGUUGGAUCUGAAGACCAAGAUAAAGAACAUCGACCUCAAGUGCCCUGGCUACGACCAGUGCUACAACCUGACCCAGGCGUACAAUGCGCGUGCCAUGGCCACAACGGACGAGGAAGAGCAGGUCGCUCUCGUCUGCCAGGGGUCGCGCCUAUUUCUUGAAUGCUUGAACGACAAGUUCUGCCAGUGUGGCUUGAACUCUGACCUCACGGCACGACAAACAAUCCGGAAACUUCGGCAUUAUCACGAGGAGUUCUGUGACCAGGAUUUAGUUUUCGGAUUUUUAAACUGUGCAGAUCAAAACUUGACCAAAUCAGAUUUACUGGUUGGCCAGGGACGUAACCUAUGUAUUAAUUUUCUUGAGACGUGUGAUCAAAGAGUUAUAUCCCAUUACUCUAGUUUAAAAAACAAGGACGACAAAUCUUACGUUUCCUGCGAAAAUUUUAAAGUGCAGGUACAGUGCUAUGAAGAAAUGAUAUGCAAUUGUCCAUAUAUGAAUACUCAGGAAAUGCAGAAUACUCUUCAUGAUUAUAAAAGAUCAUAUGAAUCUUUCUGCAAAAAUGUUUCAGAACAUGUCAUCAGGACCGGUGAUAUUUACUGUAAAGACCAAGAGAAGCUUGAUGCCACUAACCCUGGCCAGGAACUUAUUGCUGAAACUGAAGUGAAAGAAAUGAGUCUACAGCAAUAUGCAGGCUUGGUAAACACAAAAUGCACAAAGUAUGAAAAAUGUUUAAACCUAACUAAACAUUACUCAGCCAUUGUGUAUCAGACUUCAGCUCAACCAGAAAAACUAACAAUUAGCUGCGAGGGUUCUAAAUAUAGCAUCAUCUGUCUGGAGGACGCUCUGUGUGAGUGUGGCUUGGCCAACAACUCGGACUUUAAAAACAUUUUGGAAAACUUGAGAAUCCAACACAGCACCACAUGUGGUCAAGAACUCACUAUUGGAUACCUUACAUGUUUAGGUACAACAGCAGUAGGCAUAUCUUAUUCAUGGAUGAUUUUAUUUAGUUUUUUAGUUAUUUACAAUCUGCUGGAUUAAGCGCGGCAGAAAAUUAAAAAGUUAAAACUUAAUUUUAUAAAUUGUGGUUUUUUUUUACAAGAUGAUCUUCCAUUAUCUUUCAGCAGAGGAGUCAAAUUUAUUAUUCAAUUAAAAAUUAGCCCUGAAGUAGAGUCAAAAAUUAGUGCUGCCCCCUGGAUAAGAGAGACAGAUUUUUAAGUUGUUUAUAAAAUACAAGUGCAUUUUUUGUGUGCUAGUCCAAACUUUUUUUGUCUAUGUUGGUCAUUGUGUUUGUGACAAAACAAUUUAUGUUAAUUAUUGUGUGUUAGUCACAGCAACAACAACAAAAAUUCUACAAAACAAACCAAAAUGUAUAGAUUUCAAAAAGUUGGGAAACUUGACAGCCCAAUACAUGGGAUUUAUUUUAGUCUAUCUUUACUGCAA
This is a messenger RNA of Physella acuta, 2757 nucleotides long. RefSeq lists its product as uncharacterized. NCBI's taxonomy places the organism in Eukaryota, Metazoa, Mollusca, Gastropoda, Physidae. The record is from RefSeq and is a predicted model, not a curated record.